AUGCCGACCCCGAGUGACAGCACACCUCGCUUGAUUGCCGCAUCGAUCACCCAAGAUAUCACCCGUGCGACCUGUCCGCCCGAGCCAGAACGAUUGCCAGCUUGGAGAGAGCCGCUGGAGUCGUCCUCUCUGACCGAGAGUGACACUACUCUUGACCAUGCUCUUUCACCGGGUGUGGCAUCGCCACAGCCCGAACUGAUGCCGUCGGAGGAUGCGACCGUUCGUGCGGACUCGGAAACGUUGAGAUCUGAGCCGGAAUCUAGUGCUUCUCCGAGUAGUAUGUCCAGAUCCGACGAGGAACCUCCGGUGAGAAGAAUGAGCCCAGCCAGACCAUUGUCGCGCUCUUCUACCUCGACAGUGACCUCAUCGCCUAUAACCGGCUCACUUUUGAACUAUGAGUUCUCGAAUAUUCGUCUUCUUCCCAAUUAUACUUCGUCAUUCCUGCGACCGGGAAGUAAGUUUACUGGCACUCAACAGUCGGAUCGCCAGGUAUAUAAUGUCGACGUGGAAAUCAAGCAUGUGGACAUGGCUGAAUCCUACCUUUGCGGAUACCUUCGCAUCCAAGGCCUCACUGAGGACCAUCCUACUCUGACAACUUUCUUUGAAGGCGAGAUCAUUGGCACGAAGCACACCUUCAAGACUAAGAAUGAAUCAUGGGGUGCGUCAGAGAAGACCGACAUGCAUCACUGGGCCAGAUUUCCUGCUUGGCGACCUCUCGCCAAACAAGCAAAACGACCUGAUUUUACGUAUUGGGAUUUCGCUGAACGCGACCACAUAUUCAUGCGCUGGAAGGAGCAUUUUCUUGUUCCAGACCACCGCGUACGGACUAUUUCCGGUGCGAGCUUUGAGGGCUUCUACUAUAUCUGCUUCAACCAAGUUGAGGGUACUGUGUCCGGCAUCUAUUUCCAUGCUAAAAGCGAGAAAUACCAGCAGUUAGACCUUAGACAUGUUGAGAAUCAUGGCUGUACACCUGCCAUGGAGUUCCGUUGA
Molecule: messenger RNA, 990 nt
Organism: Aspergillus calidoustus
Lineage: Eukaryota; Fungi; Ascomycota; Eurotiomycetes; Eurotiales; Aspergillaceae
Source: the annotation of a GenBank genome assembly